GGCGAUGAUUUGAUCAAAUGGGAAUCCAUAGAAAGGGAAUGCAUACAGGCUGAUGGAAUAUCGGCACCAAAAGUCACUAGAGUCAAAGGAAGCGACGGAAAUUUGUACAAGAUAAUCUGGAAGAAUGACGAUGUUAGACAAGAUUGUUUGGUCGAGCAACUAUUUUCUAUUGUCAACAGCAUUCUGAACAACGAUGAAGAAGAAGCUUUUCUUCGUACUUACAAGGUUGUUCCACUGGACUCUAAAUGUGGGAUGAUUGAAUUCUGCCAAGGGACCACUUCGCUAAAGCAGAUCUUAUGUGGAAAUAACCUUCUUGGCGGCCUUCACGUUUCGGAGCAACCUCAGGAUGAAACACCUCUCAAAAUGCGAAAUAAGUUGAAGGGACUAGCGAAGUGUCAUGUCAAACAAGCUUCUGCAGCCUUCCGCGAAGCCUGCGCUCAGUUUCAACCAGUUUUCAGACAUUUCUUCUACCGUGAGUAUCCGCUCGUUUGUGACUGGACUAGGAUGAUUCGCAACUAUCGGAAGAGCUUAGCUCAGUGGAGCAUAGGUACCUUAUGCGCUUGA
Cylicostephanus goldi is the source of this 564-nucleotide messenger RNA. Lineage: Eukaryota; Metazoa; Nematoda; Chromadorea; Rhabditida; Strongylidae. The record is from the annotation of a GenBank genome assembly.